AUGACUGCAGAUAGUAAUAAACUGAACCAUAGUGUGUUCGUAUCUAGCUAUAAUACCAAAGUGCCUAUCAGUAAAACUGACUUAGAAGAAAUCAUUGUCUUUCUCACCAUUUCAAAGAAAGGACAUACUAUAACUGGUGCUGACCUGGCUGAAUGUCAAAGAUUAUGGAUGGAUAGUUUAAGGGAGAACUGGAAACAGCCAAAGCAAGAGCCAUUGCCUGUGGCAAAAACUGCAUCCAUCACUGCAAAAGGAGAUUUAAUCCCUCAUGCCAAGUCCAGUAUAUCUUCUCAGGUAGCUUGUCAACCUAAGUCAAACCAUUUGCAAGUUCCUCCCAUCAACACUGAAACAGAUCGCAGGCACUUAACUUAUAACCAAAUGGAAAUAGUUGGGAAGAGAUACAAGGAAACCAGACGACGGCUAAAGAGGAAAACUAAUCCAUUAGACUUUGCAGAACAGUGUAGACUGGUGAGGUCUGGAGACCCGAUUGUCGAUAGUCACUGCUUGCCAAGCUGCCUAGAGGGUGAAAUGGGAGAAUUGGUGGACCACCAUCGCCUGGCAUGCCACUAUGUCUACUUUCAGUGUGUGAAGCUUUGCAAAAAAUAUGGAAUUCCAAUUUCAGAAAGAGCACUAAAAAGAGGUCUGCUCUACCCAGGAGACAGGCUCCUGACACUUGGAAAAUACUCCCGGAAGUUGAGGCAGCCAGGAGGAUAUAUUGACAAUUCUGUUUACCUGGGGGAAUCAUCUGAUGGGGAAAGCUCUUCCAAGGUUGAGGAAAGAAAGCCAAAACCAAUUAAGAAACGAGUCAAAAAGCAGCCUCGGACCUGCCGCUGGGUGUCAUUUAAGGAAUUUAAGAAACUGAUGAGUCCACACUCCAAAAGAAUACUUCCUCCACUGGAGAUUUGGAAUGUGGAAUUUCUUGAUGAGAAUUUGCCUGAGAAUCCAGAUGUGCUUGCAAAAAAAUACAUGGAAAGAGAACUGAGGAGAAUGUAUAACUAUCUGAAUCCCUUGACCAACCCUAAUAAUUUCUGGCCUGGGCAUCUCCUUGAUAAGCUGUGCUUGUGUCUACCUGAAUCAAGACAGGAUAGAAGUGAAGUUCUGUUCAGCCAUGUUUCUCACACACACCCAGUCAAUCCUGGUAUUCACGUUCCUCACCGCAACUGGCCAGUCAGCAACAAGGGAUACACGACCUAAGGGGAUCCAGAAUCUCGCAAACAUAACUAUUACAUUUGAUGGCAUUUUUGAAGAACAUGACCAAGAAAUCUGCUGCAUCGGACUAA
Molecule: messenger RNA, 1277 nt
Organism: Crotalus tigris (Tiger rattlesnake)
Lineage: Eukaryota; Metazoa; Chordata; Lepidosauria; Squamata; Viperidae
Gene: EFCAB12
Product: EF-hand calcium binding domain 12
Exons: 8
Coding region: 1-1191 (396 amino acids)
Source: RefSeq, a predicted model, not a curated record